Messenger RNA from Capsicum annuum, 1119 nucleotides. Its product is annotated as 2-oxoisovalerate dehydrogenase subunit alpha 2, mitochondrial. The record is from RefSeq and is a predicted model, not a curated record. Gene Ontology annotation, biological process: branched-chain amino acid catabolic process. Gene Ontology annotation, molecular function: oxidoreductase activity, acting on the aldehyde or oxo group of donors, disulfide as acceptor. Lineage: Eukaryota; Viridiplantae; Streptophyta; Magnoliopsida; Solanales; Solanaceae.
AUUCAAACUCAAAAUAUUCUUUUUAUCCAAAGUUUAUGUAAGAAUUAGUUUAGUUGACAAAUCUCAUUGAAAGUUAAAAUUAAAGAAUUAUAAAAAAUAAUAUUUUUUUAAAACAAAUUAAAAAGGAUAGUAUGAUAAACAAAUUGAAACAGAAAGAAUAUCUAUUUACUCCUCCCAAAGUAGAGGUAAAGCUACACGACUCUACUACUGAACUCGUAAGCAGAGUUGUAGCUCCGCUCCUGAUCUCAAGAUUAAACGAGGUUAAAUAUGACUAUAAGAAUUAGUUGAGGAGGGAAAGUGUAGUUUCUUUCAAACUUCAAAGGGUGCAAAUUGCAAUAAGUUGAAUAAUAAUUUUGUCAUAUUAUGAAAAAUAUCAUAUAUUGUCAUAUCCUAUAAUUUAAGAUAAUCCAAAUCCUACAUUCAUGUAUCCCCCAACUAUGAAACUCUACUUAAUUUGCAUACACACACACACAAAAAAAAAUCUCUCUUUGUUGACAUUUUUAUCUCUUCCAAAACUCCAUUAAAAGCCUCCUAAUUUUUUUAUCACACAAAAUUAAAAAACAUUGGCACAAUGGCUAUGUUGUUCUCAAAAUCAAGAAAAUUGAUUAAUUUGAAAACCAAGAUUGGAUUAUUAUUAUCACCAAAUAUGGCAACCCCAUUUGGAAUUCUUGGUUUAAAUAAUCAUCCUCAUUUAGCCUCUUUUCGUUUUGAAUCAACUAAAGCUCAAACACAGUUGAAUCCCAUGCACAACAUUAUUGAUCAUCAUUCCCAGGUCCUCAAUUUCCCUGGAGGUGAGGUCAAAUUCACCUCAAAUUUGAACAUCAUUCCUGAAACAGCGGAGGAGAGAGUACACUGCUACCGGGUUCUUGAUGACGAUGGUUACCCAAUCACUAACGAUUUUGCACAGAUUGAAAAGGAAGUUGCAUUCAAAAUCUAUACUGAUAUGGUGACCCUUCAAACAAUGGAUACUAUCUUUUAUGAAGCACAACGACAAGGACGAAUAUCUUUCUAUGUUACUACACUUGGAGAAGAAGCUAUCAACAUUGCAUCAGCUGCUGCACUUAAGACGGAUGAUUUCAUCUUUCCACAGUAUAGGGAGCCCGGAGUUCUAUUAUGGAG